CUAGAACAUAGAGACCUAAUGAAAACAUAUCAUUGCAGAUGAGAAGAUGCAGGGACCUCAGGUUCUGCAUGCUCCUGCCCAAAAUUCAUCAGCAAUGGUCAAAGAAAGAACUGAUAAUGGAUCAGUCCUUGAUAGAGAUGUGGCUAAUGUUGGGACUUCCACACUUAGGGGGUUGCAGGGUUCUAGGCGUGAUAUAUUGAGAUAUGGAAGCUUGGGCAUUUCUUUGUCCUGUUUCUUCUAUGCCAUCACAAACUGGAAGGCAAUGCAAUAUGCAUCACCAAAAGCUAUUUGGAAUUUGCUAUUUGGAGUCAAAAGUCCAUCUUUUAAGCAGAAUGAAGGAGAUUCACAAGAUGAAAGAAUCCAACAAUUUGUGAACUAUCUUUCUGAUCUGGAAGCCAAGGGGACUGCUCGUACUGUACCUGAAUUUCCACCUAAACUUGACUGGUUGAAUACAGCUCCACUUAAGUUUGGCCGGGAUUUGCAAGGAAAAGUAGUUGUGCUGGAUUUCUGGACCUAUUGUUGCAUAAAUUGUAUGCAUGUUUUACCAGAUCUAGAGUUUUUGGAGAAUAAAUACAAAGAUAUGCCAUUUGCUGUUGUUGGAGUACACUCUGCAAAGUUUGAUAAUGAGAAAGAUUUAGAGGCCAUCCGUAAUGCAGUAUUACGUUAUGGCAUCUCACAUCCUGUUGUCAAUGAUGAAGAUAUGAAUUUAUGGAGAGAACUAGGUGUAAAUUCAUGGCCUACAUUUGCAGUUGUUGGGCCAAAUGGUAAGCUCCUAGCACAAUUAUCAGGUGAAGGCCACCGAAAGGAUCUUGAUGAUUUAGUGGAGGCUGCUAUUCUGUUUUAUGGUAGAAAGAAAAUGUUAAACAACAAACCACUUCCCUUGAGGCUGGAAAAAGAUAAUGAUCCUCGCUUGCUUACAUCUCCAUUGAAGUUUCCUGGAAAGUUGGCAAUAGAUAUCCUUAACAAUCGCCUCUUCAUAUCAGACAGCAACCAUAACCGCAUAGUGGUAACUGACCUAGAUGGGAACUUUAUUGUCCAAAUUGGGAGUACAGGAGAGGAGGGUUUACGUGAUGGCUCCUAUGAUGAUGCCACCUUUAAUCGCCCUCAGGGUCUGGCUUACAAUGCAAAGAAAAAUAUUCUUUAUGUUGCUGAUACUGAAAAUCAUGCUUUGAGGGAAAUUGAUUUUGUUAAUGAAAGAGUGAGAACUCUUGCUGGAAAUGGAACCAAAGGUUCAGACUACAAAGGAGGAGAAAGAGGAGCCUCUCAGCUGCUCAACUCUCCCUGGGAUAUCUGCUUUGAUCCAGUAAACGAGAAGGUUUACAUUGCAAUGGCUGGCCAACAUCAGAUAUGGGAACAUAACACACUAGAUGGAGUUACCAGAGCAUUUAGUGGUGAUGGUUUUGAAAGAAACUUAAAUGGACCAAGCUCUACAAGCACAUCCUUUGCACAACCAUCUGGAAUAUCAUUAUCUCCUGAUCUCAUGGAGGCAUAUAUUGCUGAUAGUGAGAGUAGCUCUAUUCGAGCUCUUAACCUGAAAACCGGAGGAUCCAGAUUGCUAGCUGGGGGUGACCCUGUUUUCUCAGAGAAUUUGUUUCGGUUUGGAGACCAUGAUGGUAUAGGAUCUGAAGUACUUCUUCAGCAUCCAUUAGGCAUCUUAUGUGCUAAUAAUGGUCAAAUUUACAUAGCAGACAGCUACAACCACAAGAUCAAGAAGCUAGAUCCAGCUAGUAAAAAAGUUAGCACAGUAGCAGGAACAGGGAAAGCUGGUUUCAAGGAUGGAAUUCCCCUAGCAGCUCAGCUAUCUGAGCCAGCAGGGAUCAGCCUAGCAGAAAAUGGGAGGCUUUUUAUAGCUGAUACAAACAACAGCGUGAUAAGAUAUCUAGAUUUGAACAAGGAAGAAGCUGAACUAUUUACUUUAGAGCUGAAAGGAGUCCAGCCGCCACGGAAAUCCAAAUCUUUGAAACGCCUCCGAAGGCGAUCCUCAGCUGACACAGAGUCCAUUAUUGUUAAUGGUGGUUCAUCAAAUGAGGGGAACCUAUAUCUUAAAAUAUCAUUACCUGAAGAAUACCAUUUCUCAAAGGAAGCACAAAGCAAAUUCAGCAUUGACAUUGAACCUGAAAAUGCCAUGUUGAUUGAACCCUCAGAUGGAAACCUUAGUCCAAAAGGAACUGUAACCCUUCACUUUAGAAGAUCCUCAACCUCAGCUUCAGUAGGGAGAGUUAAUUGCAAGGUGUACUAUUGCAAAGAAGAUGAGGUCUGCUUAUACCAAUCCCUUCUAUUUGAGAUUCCUUUCCAAGAGGAAGUUCCAGAGUCUUCCCCGGCAGAAAUCAAACUUGAUUACAUAGUGAAGCCCAAAACCUCAACAAGCAGCUUGCAGCUUCCAACUCCCUCCUAGACAGAGUAUCCUCUUAACUACUUCUUGAGGUCUGUCUAAAUUCUCCUUCUUACAAUUAUCAUGAUAAUAUUACAUUCAACUGCUCAGAGCAUCUAGGUAUAGUUACAGUCUUAGAAAAGUAUUUACCCUUUUCUUUUUCAAAUUAAGAGCUGUCAAUAUAAUGUUAUAGCUGAUGAAUUACAUGAUUCUUGAAAGAAAAGACAUCUUUGUACUUUUCUUUUGUUUCUGUGUUUGUUUAAGACUAUCAUUUUACAUUAGCUUUUCAGUAAGAAAACUCAGUCAGGAUUAAUGCUAGUGUUUAAAUUCUGUCCAGAUGUUUAAAUUAUAUGAUUCAUAAGGUCACCUCAGUUAAUGCUUAGCAUGUGCAACCCCCCACCAUAUUCUGCGGCCAGAUGCCUCUUUUCUACUUUAAUCCCUUUUUUCCUGUUCAUAAUUAAAAUUCCAGCUUCCUUUCAAGCUCCAUCCUUGAUAAUGUUCUACAUUUUAUAUUAAUACUGCUAUUAUUUUAUUGUAAUCAUCAUCAUCAUUGUGUUUGGAUAAGCAAGGGAUAGAUUACUCACCAAGGCACACACUCGUGCACACUUUGUCUUUAAUUGGUUAAAAUGAUUGCAGUGGAAUCAAUUUUUUUGAUGUACUACCAUUCUUUUUCCUUUCCUUGAUGCAUAGUACAUAUCAGCCUCCUACAUACAUGGCAGACAACAGAUUAUUGGAUCAAACCAUUAUUUAUUUAAUCUU
This is a messenger RNA of Rubroshorea leprosula, 3130 nucleotides long. The record is from the annotation of a GenBank genome assembly. Lineage: Eukaryota; Viridiplantae; Streptophyta; Magnoliopsida; Malvales; Dipterocarpaceae.